Messenger RNA from Neospora caninum, 879 nucleotides. RefSeq names its product putative WD domain, G-beta repeat-containing protein. The transcript is spliced from 3 exons. The record is from RefSeq and is a predicted model, not a curated record. The coding region runs from base 1 to 879 and encodes 292 amino acids. Gene Ontology annotation, molecular function: ubiquitin binding. Lineage: Eukaryota; Apicomplexa; Conoidasida; Eucoccidiorida; Sarcocystidae.
AUGGAUACCAAGGACGCGCCGCAGCUCAUCGAGCACAUUUACCAUUCGGUGGCGUACACGCCUUUUGUAACUCGCUGGAUUCCGCAAACGGCGAAGCUUGUUAUUUUAGGGGAGACACCGAGAGGGACGGGGACGCUCUCUGUGUGCUCCUUGGAAGAGAGUAGUCUAUCCGUAGUUGCAAAGAACGAAGAGCAGCCGAGCGGCUUCAAAAGCGCUGUCACGUACAAAAGCCGAUCCGGCGCGACGUGCCUCGCCGCAGGACACCUUGAUGGCUCGAUGACACUAUGGGAUCUCGAACACCUGCGAGAGCCUAUCACCAGAAUAACGGCGCACAAGGCCUCAGUGAACUCCAUCGAUGCCUGCGGCACGUCAUCGGGAAAAUCAGACGGACAGUCGAGCAGCCGGGCUACGAUCGCCACGGGCAGUGCAGAUGGCUGCGCCAGUGUAUGGGACACUCGCGAUAACUCUGGAGAGAUUCUCUCCAUAGAACCAGCGGAGGGGGAAGAGGCCGCUGACUGCUGGGCAGUUGCCUUUGGAAAUGCUGAAAGCUCGGAGGACGAUGCCGUCCUUGCCGCAGGCUACGAUAACGGCGAUGUCAAGUUGUUCGACAUGCGUGCCGCGAGACUUAGUUGGGAUAUUAACCUUGACUACGGUGUUUGUCAUCUCCAAUUCGACCGCAAAAAUAUAGUCAUGAACAAGCUUGCAAUCUCCUGUCUCGAGGGUCACUUAUUCAUGGCGGAUAUGCGCACGUUUCAUCCAGAAGAGGGCUUCGCCAAGAAUUCACAAAAGCUCUCCGAAAGUGAGAACGUCUACGGACGCCUUACACUGCGAAUGUCUGACGAUUCGAAAGGCACGGGUGGCUAUACCGGUGCCAUGUAA